Penicillium diatomitis is the source of this 4374-nucleotide messenger RNA. RefSeq lists its product as uncharacterized. Gene Ontology annotation, biological process: regulation of transcription by RNA polymerase II. The record is from RefSeq and is a predicted model, not a curated record. NCBI's taxonomy places the organism in Eukaryota, Fungi, Ascomycota, Eurotiomycetes, Eurotiales, Aspergillaceae. Bases 1 to 4374 code for a protein of 1457 amino acids. Gene Ontology annotation, molecular function: transcription coregulator activity. Gene Ontology annotation, cellular component: mediator complex. The transcript has 4 exons.
AUGGACUUUCCCGGAGGCGCAACGACCAAUGUUCACUUAAUUGGUGGUUUCUCCACCAUUUACUGGAGGAUCUAUACUGAGGAGUCUGGCAUUACCAGUAAUCCACAAGAGGGACCGACAAACGGCUAUACUAUUUUAAAACACCUCGGUCGUCUUAAGCACCUCGAGGCACUUUUGAGAAACAUAGGCUGCUUGGCGUCUUGUCCUCGGCGACUUGGUCUCUGGGUGUUUUCCCCUACUCCAGUAUUUGGAAAUCUGUCUCCUGUAUACAUCAAAGAGGGCGACUUGCAGACAACAAAGAUCUCCGUCGACACGACGACUCUCAAAGUUUCGGCAUCUGGGAGCAUCAAAUGCUCGGAGCUGAUCAAAGGUCUAUCAGCGGAAGGUCAAUCCCAACAGACCUCGCAGUCCGCUCCACAGCGGACACCGCAGGGUCAGAGCUCUGCCCGUCGGCCUGAUGGAUAUAGUAGCUCUGUUGCUAUAUACGCUGCAUUCAUUGCAGCCGUCACUGGGGCAUUAAGUCUACAUCUUGUUCACAAGCAUGGUGCCCUGCCUAUCGGCUCACGCACACUCUUCACACCCGUCAGUCAUUUCGGAUACGAGGAUGCCAGGAUUGAUAGCGAGGGGUUAUUCUCAUCCUCAAACUUGACCACCCUGAACGUGCAGCUGAACGGUCCGGGAACAGUGACUGUAUCCUUACAAACAACUGACCAACCUGGCAUCGCACGUCUGUUCGGUCCUGGCGACGACAUAAAAGAUCUAUCACGGGUAUCACCUGGUACUGACAUUUGGCUUUGUCCAAACGGCGCUAUUGCGAGGCUUGCUGCCACAGAUGAGAAACCGCCGAAUCUUCCCUCGCCUGGGCUCAACAUAUCAGGCGAGUCUGUCGCCAAAAGAAGGCAAUGGAAACUAGAUGUCAUCCAAUGGCUGAAGAAUUUUGGUCUUCAUGUCGGGACGACUGAGGACGAGCAGUGGGUGGAAGUCGAGGUUUGGGAGCCCUUUUUUGCCAGACUUGCAGGAGAGACCGCACGCCAAGGAGAUGAAGGCCAGGCCGCGCUUCCUUUGAAAAGGAUGUUUUGGCCGGCUCGAUUUUGCUUCCGGAGGCGUAUCUCGACAGAUGAAUCUUUCAACUCCGAGGCUUCUCUGGCAGAUCCUUUGGAAUUUGCGGAGACUUGGCUAUCCACCGCAGCUGGUUUAACGAGUCAAAUCACCAGCCAGGACGUACCGGCAAUCGAGCCUCCUUCGAAGAAUGAAGAGAUAUCCCCUCGAAUUGACGCUGGCGAUAAUUUCGAGAGCUUAUCUCGCAUGACCCAGUAUCCCGAAUUUUCCAGUGCUAAUCUCGUCUACCCAACGCCCCCUGAAGGUGGCCCUGGACAUGCAGUGCCCAAUACUGCAGCUCAUGGGGUUUCUCCGAACGAUGUGAAUCUCCUCUCUCCAGAAUUACCUGCCGAAUCGAAAGCUCAGAAAGUCCCCGAACUUCCACCAAAGAGUGCCGUUGGCAGCGGUCGUUAUGAUGCCAUCGACAAUGACGAUCUUUUCGGCGAGAUGAAUGACAAAGACUUCGGAUCAAAGGGCGUCACCGACGCGGAUUUCAGCUUUUUCGAUGAACCUGAAGCUGAAGACAUGAUUGAUACAAUGGUCGUCAAUCAGCCUCAGAACUUGGCCCAAGUGCCUACCACUUUGUCCCCAAGUCACGACAAGGGGGGUUUAAAUGUCGUUUCUCCCGCGCCCGUGCCCAACGACGUCUCGGUUCCGGAUGAGGUGAAACCAGACCCUCAGCCGAUUACCUCAACUGUGACAGAAAACAAAGCCUCGUCCAAGGAUCAAAUUGGGCAAGGAGCAUCGUCCUCAGCAUCCCCACGUCCAUCCUGUCAGACGAUCAGCCCUCCUUUGAGUCCCGUGGAUAUCAGGAAAAUCCUGUUUUCUGGAUCGCGACCAAAUCCAGAAAAAGGGAACGAGCACACAUCACCGCAGAAAGGUAACUACCAGGCCGUGGACUUCGAAAAGAAAUUGGGUAGCCGGGAUCAAAAGUAUGGAAACAUGGGAAAGUUUUGGUUUUCGGCGGGAAAGUCAGGGAAUCUUGCGGCCGAAAACACCUCUAUGAUCCCCACUGUUGGCGUCCCUAAUGCUCCUCGAAACGACUCUGCUGCCAAAUAUGGUCAAUACCGCGAAAGCAAGGUCGCCAAAACGGUUGGAGGGGAUUCUUCGGACUCCACAGAUGAAGGCAGUGACGAUGAUGAAAAUAAUGAUGUGAAAAAAUUGGACUUCUUGCCCGCCUUGGAGAACCACCAGCAACUGAAGCGAAAACGUGUUUCGUCAGAUGCGGACAUGCAAUCUGUGGGCUCUCCAGCAUCAACAGCCAUCCUUCCAAACGCCGGCGUCGGGCACAAGGGUGAGAACACCACAUUUUUGGGAAAUUUCCUGUCCAAUUUCUCCGAUUGGAAUUACACCGGGUACUUCUCUAUUUCACAAAGUCGUCAGUUGCCAGUCCUUCUGAGACGCGAGGAGCAGAUCCCAAUUGCCCAGCUACUUGCGGACCAAAUAACACAAUCAUCUUUGAGACACACGCUCUGUGAACAAGCGGAUUUGUUCACUCUUGGGGGCGCAGGCCCUUCAUUAUCUGAGUAUCUCGAGGAUGUGUCCUUCCUGGGAGAUAUCCAAAGACUGAAUUUAAAGGGGUACAGCUCUUUACACGAAGACGUAAUGCAGGGAUCGUCCUAUGCCCAGAUGACUGCGAAGGACCCGGGCAGGGGUUCGAUAUUCAAAUUAUCAGCUCCGCAUCUUCGCGUACGCCGUGGAAAAGGCUGGCUGGAAGCUCUACCUCCUGCCAUGUCCUUUUGGGAUACUUUCGGACUAGCACCGGCACAUGGUUCUAAGGACGUCACUGCUUACUGUGUAUUUCCUGGCGUCGUGCGUCAAGCGGCCGAUGUCUUCCUGGAACGACUAGGUCAGUCGUAUGAAAAUUGUCACUUUGGAGCCCAUUCUCGUGGCGACAGCUCUCUGGGCGACGAUCAUGGCCUCAAGGCAUGGGGCAAUGGAUCUUCAGAUUAUUCUGCCAUGAUGCAGUCUCUUCUUGCAAUUUGCGACAACAUGGCUUCCGAACUCACGAAAGGUACUGUCUCGAUUAAUUCAAAUAUCGUGCUCUACAUUGUCAAUCCAUUCUCCUGUGCGGCAGCUCUCGCGGACAUCUGCGCGGCCUUCUGGAAUCUCUUUCAACAGAUCGCUGCUAGUGUAGGGCGAUCGCACGAGAGGCGAGUCAAUGAAGUGGUACUCCAGAUUGUCCCAAUCGACUUCAUUACCCAACGUGACUCCAUGGCCGUGGCAACCCAAAGUGACUACGUGAAUCUCGCUCUCGAAAUUUAUAACCGAUGUCGUCCUCCGAACGCCGAGUCCUGCCCGUUUCAAUUUUCCCCAGCGAUUUUGCUUACAGAAAACCUACCCAAGUCGAUCAAUUUUCGGCUGGCGUCUGACAAAGUCUCGCCAUUACAAGAUGGCCGCAGUCUCCACAUUGCGUACUCCAAGAGCUGUGAUCAGCGAUGGGUGUCCGUUGCGUGGUGUGAUGGGACAGGUUCUCUCCAGACGACUAUGGCUUACUGUUUGCGAUAUCGUACUCGAGGCUCUGCCCGCGCCACGUCAGAAGUACGAAACGAAGUUUGGGCCACCACCAAGCACGUGCUGGAUAAAUUCCAGGGACGAUGGAAGGUAGUACUAGCCAGUACCGACCCGAUGGAGUCGGAAGAGAUUGAGGCUUGGGCGAACUUGGCGGAUCAGCAAAACAAAAUGCGACCACAUUCCCUCGAUUUCACCAUUGUGUCCGUCAAUACUAUGCCCGACCUCUCUCUUGACAUUCCAUUCUCUGGCAUGACCGCGGGUCUUCUGAAUAGCCAAUUCUCCUCGACUCCCGUUUCGACACCGAACCUGAACACUAGCAUGGCCUCACCUGACCAGGUGUGGAAUGCGCCGACGCCUCAUGCCGCGUUCAAUCCGUCCACGCCUACAGAUCCUUCACUUGAGCCCGAAUCUGAUGUCGUCCUUGCAGACGUAUGCGACGAUUCCUGGGCCGUCAUCUUAUCUCACCGUUUAAAUAUCUCCCCUCACAUCACAGAACUCCGUCCCGCACUGGCCAGCGGAUAUCUCCUACGACGUAAGGGUGUAUCUGACAGCGAUGGAGUUUUCUCUUUAACGGUCAAUAUCCUCUUCUCUCAACGGCCCGCCGGCUCGCACGAGGCCCUGCUUGGCGAUGUUCUCGCCAUGUACCGUGACCUGGCGUCCUUAGCCCGUGCUCGCGGCAUGCGAAGUGUACGGGAAAACACGCUUCCAUGGCAUAUCGCCACUGCUUUUCGGUCGCAAGAGCUACUCAGCUACAUAUUCUGA